Messenger RNA from Olea europaea var. sylvestris, 1755 nucleotides. RefSeq names its product zinc finger MYM-type protein 1-like. Gene Ontology annotation, molecular function: protein dimerization activity. NCBI's taxonomy places the organism in Eukaryota, Viridiplantae, Streptophyta, Magnoliopsida, Lamiales, Oleaceae. Bases 1 to 1755 code for a protein of 584 amino acids. The transcript has a single exon. The record is from RefSeq and is a predicted model, not a curated record.
AUGAUAAUUGCUAUUGUGAAAAGACUUGCUAAAAAUACUUUGGCAUUUCGUGGAGAUUGUGAGCAACUUUAUGUUGAGAACAACGGACUUUUUUUGCAAAUGAUAGAAAUGGUUGUCGAGUUAGAUCCAAUAAUGGAAGAACACAUUCGACGUGCCCAAGCACGCGAGAUUCAGUAUACAUAUCUGGGCCCUAAGAUUCAAAAUGAAUUGAUACAAAUGUUGGCAGGCGAGGUGAGAAGUGCAAUUGUCACAAAAGUGAAACAUGCAAAAUAUUUUUCCGUCAUACUUGAUUGUACUCCAGAUGCGAGUAACGAAGAACAAAUGUCUCUAGUAAUACGAUGCGUGGAUGAUUCGAUAGACUCGCCGAUGGUACAAGAAUAUUGGAUUGAAUUUUUGAAGGUGGAUGAUGCAUCAGGAUUUGGACUUUUCAUCGAGCUUAAAAAUGUGUUAAAGAAUCUUGAGCUUGAUAUUGAUAAUAUAAGAGGUCAAGGGUAUGACAAUGGAGCUAACAUGAGCGGGAGACAUAGAGGUGUACAAAAAAGGUUACUUGAAAUUAAUCCUAGAGCUUUCUAUACUCCAUGUGGUUGCCAUAGCCUUAAUCUAGCAUUAUGUGAUAUGACAAAUUGUUGUUCGAAAGCUAUGUCUUUUUUUGGAGUGAUACAACGAAUCUACACAUUGUUCUCUUCUUCUCCCAAACGAUGGAAAUUUUUUAAAGAUAAGGUUCAAGGUCUGACACUUAAGCCAUUGUCGCAGACACGCUGGGAAAGUCAUGUGGAAAGCGUCAAGCCUAUAAAAGAACAAUCUGUACAAAUAAGAGACGCUUUACUUGACUUGGCAAACAUUGUUGAAGAUCCUAAAACAAAAAGUGAAGCUGAGUCCUUAGCAAUAUAUGAACUUGAAAAUUUUGAGUUUUUACUUGGCAUAGUAAUUUGGUAUAAGUUGUUGUAUGCAAUCAAUACUGUGAGUAAAUUUUUUCAAGCCGAAAACAUGGAUAUUAAUGAAGCUAUCAAACUUUUACAAGCACUUAUUUCAUUUCUCGAAGAUUAUAGAGACUCUGGGUUUGCCAGUGCCAUGGAUGAAGCUAAACAAAUGGCAAAUGAAAUGGGAAUUGAAGCUGUAUUUCAAAAGAGACGUAGCAUUCGAAGAAAGAAACAAUUCGAUGAAAGUGGCACUGAAGAGGUAACAUACUCGGCUAAAGAUUCUUUUAGAGUUGAGUAUUUUCUCUUUAUAAUUGAUCAAGCUAGAUCAUCACUUCAAACUCGUUUUGAACAAUUUACACAUUAUGAAGAGAUAUUUGGAUUUUUGUUUAACAUGGAUAGAUUAAAGAGUAUGCCAUUUGACAGUUUGCUGAAAUCUUGUAUGAAUCUUGAGCAGUAUUUAGAACAUAAUGGACAUUCAGACAUUAUAGGUGAUGAUUUAUGUUCGGAGUUGAUCGUCUUGAGGUGCUAUUUAACUAGCGAAAUAAAAAGAGCAAUUGAUGUGCUACAUUACUUGAAGAAAAUGAAUGGUUGUUUUCCGAAUGCUUGCAUUGCUUACAAGAUUUUGCUCACCAUCCCGGUUACAGUUGCAUCAGCAGAAAGAAGUUUUUCCAAGUUGAAAUUGAUCAAGACUUAUAUCCGAUCAACUAUGUCACAGCAAAGAUUGAAUGGAUUAGCCAUGUUAUCAAUUGAAAAAGAAAUGGUUGAACAACUCGAUUAUACAAAAUUGAUCGAUAUUUUUGCCUCGAAAACUGCAAGACGAGUUGUAUUUAAGUGA